Messenger RNA from Blepharisma stoltei, 1302 nucleotides. The record is from the annotation of a GenBank genome assembly. NCBI's taxonomy places the organism in Eukaryota, Ciliophora, Heterotrichea, Heterotrichida, Blepharismidae.
AUGAUUAUCUUAUUAUUAGGACUGGCGUCAUUGGUGUCUAGCCAUGAUAAUAUUGAAUUUUCUUUAUUUGUCUCAACUUUCUAUGAUGAAUCUAAGCCUGCAGAUGUGCUAGAAAACAGCGAUGUCCAGCAAAAAUGGGUUGCAGUGUUUGAAGAUGAAGAAAUCGAUGCUUCUUCUUUUAAAAGAUUUUUUAUUUGGACAGAAGGUGAACAACGCAAUAUAACUGUUAAUGUGAAAUCACAUGAAAGCACUUUAAAGGUUUUUCUUUCUGAAGAUCCUCAGAGUAAUCUUGAAACACAGCAUGACAAAAUGGUUAUAUCUCUGUGCAAUCAUGGAGUAGAAACCUUUACAAUCAAUUUUCAGUGCCUCUCAGAUUCCACUAAUACAGUAGGAUUUGAAAUACUAGAUGGAGAAGAAACCUAUGACUUUGAAUUCGUGAAAAUCUGCAAAUCAGGUGUAAGGGAUGAUUUAAUGAUUUAUUUUGGAGAAGAGUUAGAUGAUGAAGACACUGUUGUAGAUGAAGGAACAGUUAAUGAAGAAUGGAGAGAUGGGAAAAAAGAAAUUGAUGGCAGAGAUGUAAUGUUUAGUCUUUAUAUUGACCUAGGGUCGCAGCUGCUACAAGAGAUAGAGAUAAAAACAGAGCUUAAAUACAAGUUGAGAGGGUCAGCAGUCAAUCUUCACUUUCUGAUGCCUGAACAGAAAAUCAUGAAUUUCUUAUUUUUAGAGCCAGGCUCUGGGCUUGUUGAAGUGAUUUUACAUAUAAAUCCAUACAACCCAGUGUCAUUUAAAUGAUACCAAAAUGUCCCACAAACAAGCAAAACCAACCCAAGCACAUUGGGUAUAGGAACUGCACCUAUAGUUAAUGAUAUCGUAUCAGAAGGAAAAGUCAACGACCAAUACGCGCCACUCUAUGUGGCAAGCAAUGUAUAUUGGACAACCUUUUAUAUAACCCACAAAACGCCUAUGAAAAUAGGAACUCCAAAGCUAACCACAAACCAGCAUAUUUUGCAGCCUGAAAUAAUUUAUAGCUCUAAAGAUAUUGGUCCAAAUCCAUCGCUUUUUGAGCUUCGAUAUAGAUGUAUAAAUGAAGGAAAAGCUGAGGUAAAAAUUACGAUCCCAGUGAAAGACUCUACUGUGGUCGAAUUCGAUGUCUUGAAAGUGUGCAAGAAACCAAAAAUAAAGAUCGAAAAGGAAUCAAGCAGUUUUUCUAUUUUUAUAAUCGGAGGGGCAUUCUCUGUAAUGGCGAUGAUUGCUUAUGUGCUAGUAACAAAGAAAAAACUAUUUAAGCUUCUGAUUAGCUAA